UCAUGUUCAGCGUGGCCGCUUCACUGUCAGUGCUGGGGCACUUCGGAGUUGCUGUAAUGGGCACUAUCAGAGACUUCUUUGGAUUAUCAUUAAGAUUGCCCACAGUUCUUCGGUUGUGCAGUGCAGUGCUUAAUCAGCUUAUCAAAGAUUCACCAUUAAGCAACAGCCAGUUUGAAGACGUUAAAGAAAUUGGCAAAAAAUUAUUGUUUUUCCCUUGGUUUGGAAGAGUGAAUACUACUUGUGAAAAAAGUGGUCUUGAAUCUGUAUGUAAACAGCAAGAAGAUGGAACUAUUGCACAGCUUAACUCGAGCAAAUUCAAUCAACAACAAAUUAACAGCAAAGGACCUUACAAAUCUUCAAAUACAACUGAAGAUAAUUUGCUACAAAGUACUGAACGGAAUUGCAGCCAGCGUUAUCUGACCAAAUCUAACCAAAAUCAUUUUGAGCGUGAUAAUGAGUGUGUAGCUAUCAAUCACUUAAGCUGUCAUUGCAUGAUUCCAAAACAUUCAGUAUCUCCAUCAGACUGGAACAAGAUGAUGAAUAAUGGAGAAGAUUACAAUUCUAUGGAUAGUGAAGAGUGGGAGGACUCUGAGGAAGAUUCUGAAAUGGUGUGUAGCAGUGAUGAUUCAUUUAGUGAUGAGAGUGAUCAGGAACUGAAUGAUGUGCCCUGGAAAUGUUCUUUUAGUGCAGACACUUCUGAUCCUUUGAACUUCACAGCUUGUCGUACCAGCUCGUCUACAAACAGGAAAGCAAGUGUGGAUUUGAAUACACAAGGUUUGGGAAAAUGUGAGAGUGGAAGAAAAAGCUUAAUCAAAGUAAAAUUGUCAAUUUCACAGAAACCAGUAUUACGACAGAUACGUUUCAGACACUCCUGCAUACCUAACACUGGAGAAGAAGUCAGAUUUUGUACUAAAGAGGUAUCGGCAAAAUCUGUAAAAGCUGAAAGAAAGGACAACAAAGUGGAAAAAACAUCUGUUAAGAAGGUCAGAUUUUCUCCUCUUGUUGAAGUUCACAAAAUGGUAACGUGGUCCUUUGCUUCAAGGGAAGCUCGCAAGGGCCACUGGAUGCAAAUAGCUCUUGACCGGAUCAGAUUCCUGCACCGAAUACAGGCUACAGAAGAUGCUAUUAGUUAUUGCUUACAGCAAAACCAUAGGAACAAAAUAUUGAAAAGAAAUUCAGAAAUUCCAAAAUUGAGGGAUAUGUGUCAUUAUUGAAACUUAGCCCCAUAAGCACUUUUUUGAGUGAAGGUUAAGCGCGUAGUUUGCUGGUGUUCGUUUCUACGUAUGAAUGGCUAGGACCAUUCAAUAGAGUGUGUACUUCGCAGGUGUCUUUAUUUACGGGUGAAACCUGGAUUUUCGUCAUAUUCAUCACACUUUCAUUAACUAUUUAUUCGGGGUCACAAACCUGAGUAUGAACAUAAUUCUCUGGAAUACAUUUAUGGUCCAGGAUACAACACUGAGUUUCUUCAAAUUUGUCGUUUCGGGAGGCCUUUCUUCACCUAGGGGUAUGGGCGCACAGGAAGAGAGUGUGAGAUGCUGUGAGGUGGCAUAUGCUCUAGUUUAAUCACUCCAUUUAAUAUGCUGUAAUGAAGACAAACCACAUAAUCUUGUUGAAUAGUAAGGGGUAGAAAGUAAAUGAUAGUGAAUGUUUGGUUAAAUUGCAUCAGUUACAAGUGUACAAAAGAAGUGGUCAGCUGAGUACCAUGGUGUGGGAAAGAAACACCCCAGUGGCUUCUGACUACUCCUAAUUGGCACAGCUAUAGCAAAAUAUCAUUAGACUGCCAAUGUGAUGUCAUGCCAAUUUAGUAAAAUUUGGAGCAGUUUAUUCAGCAUAAUACCAUUGAGGAUGUAAAGAACUAAAUGUUAGUGAUUUGAGUAGAAAAAUAGCAAAAUCAACCAUCCAGUGGGAACGAAUUGCCUAAGGAAGAGUACGCUUACUAUCUGAAUAUCUUGUCUUGCAGUAGUAGGCCCCUUUCUCCGAUCCAUGCUGCCUGGAUUCAAGUCCCACCUGUUCUAAAGGUGUGUAAUACCAUCUCUGACCAAGUUGAUUUAGAAAACUCCUGCUUACAUGAAAUGCUGCUGCUGCUGCCUCCUAAGACACACAUUGUUUAUUUUCUCCAUAUCUACAGAAUUCAUAGUUUUGUUCCAGAAAUAAUUGAAGCACAGCAGUUGGGAACCUACCUCCUUCUGAGCAGACCAGUUGUCUGAACUGUUAACUAAAGUCACUUAGUACUUUCUGUGCAGAUCACUGUUGUUGAUUUGUACAGAUUGUUCCUAGCCAUUUGAGGAAGUUUCUGCACUUGAGAUGUUCAAGUUUCAGUAGGCACGAGCUUGUAGUUAUGCACUGACAGAAACAGAGUUAAAGCUAGUGCACAAAUGCUCUGGCUGAAAUUGUUUUGACACACGAAUGCAGCAUUGGAAGCUUUUGAUAAAAGUAGC
This is a messenger RNA of Stegostoma tigrinum, 2438 nucleotides long. RefSeq names its product protein phosphatase 1, regulatory subunit 15B (gene ppp1r15b). Gene Ontology annotation, cellular component: endoplasmic reticulum; protein phosphatase type 1 complex. Lineage: Eukaryota; Metazoa; Chordata; Chondrichthyes; Orectolobiformes; Stegostomatidae. Gene Ontology annotation, molecular function: protein phosphatase regulator activity. Gene Ontology annotation, biological process: response to endoplasmic reticulum stress. The coding region runs from base 3 to 1214 and encodes 403 amino acids. The record is from RefSeq and is a predicted model, not a curated record. The transcript has 3 exons.